AGCCAUCUUGUUGGGUGACGAGGAAGGAGUGUUCUUGGAGAUGCGCAAAGGCUGAACCUGGCGAACCAUGGCGGUAAGCACACGAUGCUCACUGUGGGAGUUUGUAUCAAGCAGUGCUCACUGAGUCCAUCGUCUAAGCGAAGCUGUCCAGAAGGGUAUGCGACGCAACAAUGCGAUCGAGCUUGGUCGCCGAGAAGCAGAGAAGUUCGCGUGGAAUGCGCGCUUGCUCUCACGAGCAGAUGCGGCGCCGAGGUGGCUUGAAGCGAACAAUAUGUAUGAGUGACCAAGCGCCUAUGAUAGCAUACUCACGUCCCAACGAAGGUGCAGAAACGUAGAAGCUCCUCGAGUAGCAAUGUAUUAUGUCU
Molecule: messenger RNA, 365 nt
Organism: Baudoinia panamericana UAMH 10762
Lineage: Eukaryota; Fungi; Ascomycota; Dothideomycetes; Mycosphaerellales; Teratosphaeriaceae
Exons: 1
Coding region: 171-335 (54 amino acids)
Source: RefSeq, a predicted model, not a curated record